Molecule: messenger RNA, 2007 nt
Organism: Scophthalmus maximus (turbot)
Lineage: Eukaryota; Metazoa; Chordata; Actinopteri; Pleuronectiformes; Scophthalmidae
Exons: 8
Coding region: 345-1256 (303 amino acids)
Cellular component (GO): membrane
Source: RefSeq, a predicted model, not a curated record
CUCCGGGGACCGGGGACCGAGGACCUCCGAGGACCUCCGGGGACCUUCGGGGACCGAGGACCUCCGGGGGUCUUCAGUUCUUCUCUCCAUGAUAUUUCCUCCAACAUCGGCCUCAGGACAAACCUGUGAUGAGCGCUGAAGCCUGCAGGAGGCGCUGACGGACUUGAAUCUGAGGACGUUUCCUUGUUGGAGCAGCAGGUGUGAAGCUGAGGCCUGGACCCGUGAGGGGCUGAACCUCCGGCGAGGAAUGUGUCCUGCAGGCCGACACACGUCCUCCUGCCGUCGCCUCAACAGAUCCCACACGUCUUCCUGCAGUCGGCCUGAGCGACUCUCUGCUGGAGGAGAUGAGAGGAUACCGAGGCAUCAAGUACACGCUGUUCGUGUGCUGCUACGUCUUCUGGGUGAGUGUCCGUCCAGACGCUCCUCACUGCACAGGGUCAUCGGAGGUCCGGGACCAGGAAGUUCUGGUCGUGAGCGCCGUCCUCAUCGCCGUGGGGAUCUACGCGAAGAUAGCCAAGGAGAAAGAUGUGGUCGACACUCUGACGUUCGAUCCAGCUCUUCUGCUGAUCGUCGUUGGCUCGGUGAUGUUCCUCAUGACGUUCCUCGGAUGUUGCGGGGCGCUGCGUAACGCCCCCUGUCUGCUGAGGACGUUCCUGGGGAUACUGGUGGUCGUCCUUCUGCUGCAGAUCGCUGCUGGAGUCGUGGGAUAUCUCUUCACUGACAUGGUGAUGGAGAGGACGGAGAGGCUGAUGAUGAAGGCCAUCGUCCGAUACAGGGAGGACUGGGACCUGGAAAAUGCCAUCGACUUCGUCCAGAAGAAGUUUCAUUGCUGUGGCGUCGACGGCCACAGGGACUGGUCCCAGAACAUCUACUUUGAGUGUUCAGAAACCAACCCCAGUCUGGAGGCCUGUGGCGUUCCCUUCUCCUGCUGCGUUCACCUGCAGAACCAGACGGUGCUGAACACCAUGUGCGGUUAUGGGAUGCAGCAGUUGGACGAGCGUCCGGCGGCUCAAGACGUCUUCAUCGUUGGAUGUCUGGAGAAAACCGUGCGGUGGGCGAAGAACAACCUGCUGCUGGUGGCCGGUCUGACGGGCGGCCUGCUGCUGCUCGAGGUCCUCAUGAUCAGUCUGGCCGCGGCUCAGACGUCCUGGAUAAAGAAAGUCCGACGGCAGACGACAGAAAGCGCAGAGAGAAGCAGGUUGGAGAGGAAGGACAGUCUCUGGUAUCCUGCGUUUGCAAACUUCGACGACGAAUGAUAUCGACUUGUGAGUCGUCAUGGAGACGGAUCAUAAAAAUCUCCAACGACGAGACGUGAACGUCGAUCAAACAGAGCAGCGCUCGUCACAUUUUAAAUUCACAGAACUUCUACCUCAGGUCAAAUCUUCUCUCAUCAGAACUGAACAGCUCUUUCACUGGUUCCUUAGAAUAUUCAUCACCGUCAUGAAUCAUCGAAACAGAUUUAUUUUUAUAUCACAAGAAGCUGUGAGUUGAGGAUGAAUUUUAAGUAUUUUCUAUAAUCAAGCUUCAUGUAUUUAUUCCUCAGUCGCUCACUGCAGGUUGUUUAUACAGUUCACCGGGCUCAGACCACAGACUGUGAAUAAAGAUGGACGACAUGACAGCUCCUCUAAACUGGAGCCAAAUCCUCAUGCUCGCCCCCUGGUGUCCGGCUGAAGUUCAGGUCAUAAGCCACGCCCCCAGGUGUCUGGCUGCAGUACAGGUCAUAAGCCACGCCCCCUGAUGCCUGGCUGCAGUACAGGUCAUAAGCCCUGCCCCCUGGUGUCCGGCUGCAGUACAUGUCAUAAGCCCUGUUUUACAGGUUCUAACCUGUGGUUAAAGACAGUUCAGUGAACUGAAGUCAUGAACAGAACGAUCUCGUCCGGUGCUUUGAUUUUCAUGUUCAGAAGCGUAUUCAUUGUUUCUCCAUGUUCUUCGCCUUCGGAUGUUGUGAUUCUCUCUCUGUUUGUUGAAUCCUCGUUCCUUCCUUAAACCAAUAAAACCUCCACUGUG